AUGCUCAAGCAGUCACGCGAGUUCGGCAACUCCCCCGGCAAGGCCCUCCAGCGCCUGGUUCCCUUCUUCUCGCUGACCGCCUUCAGCCUGGUCUUCAUGCAUUACGGCGCCACCGGCGGCGUCUUCCAGGGGGUCCUGGUCAAGCGCCACAUGCUGGCCUUCACUUUUGCCUUCGGCUUCGACUUCUCGCAGCUGGUGGCCCGGGUCAUCCUGGCGCACUUGACCCGCAGCCCGAAGUCCUAUCCCGGGGGCAUCCUUUCACACAUCGGGUCUCUGAUCCCAAUCACCGGGGCCGUCGGGGCCCUGUUCGGCCUUUUCGGCGGCACCCCCGAGGCCGAUGACCGGGCCGUCCAGUGGCUUUACAUCUGGCUCGCCCUCAGCACCCUGCACUAUGCCUUCAUGGUGUGGGCCGUCAUCAAUCAGAUUUGCAAUUUCCUCGGGGUCGGGUGCCUGCGCAUCGUUCGCCGGCCCUCGGGCAAUUACCACCGCCGGUCGCAGCAGCGCAUGGCCGCCGCUGCGGCCGCCGCCUCGGCCUCGUCCAGCUCCGUGGCCUCGGCCGGAUCGACGGUCUUCCCCCCGGCGUCCAGGCUGGACUCCCGGCGAGCGCAUGCCUGA
Fonticula alba is the source of this 615-nucleotide messenger RNA. RefSeq lists its product as hypothetical. The record is from RefSeq and is a predicted model, not a curated record. Lineage: Eukaryota; Rotosphaerida; Fonticulaceae. Bases 1 to 615 code for a protein of 204 amino acids. The transcript has a single exon.